This is a messenger RNA of Sinocyclocheilus rhinocerous, 1934 nucleotides long. RefSeq lists its product as uncharacterized. NCBI's taxonomy places the organism in Eukaryota, Metazoa, Chordata, Actinopteri, Cypriniformes, Cyprinidae. The transcript is spliced from 7 exons. Bases 209 to 625 code for a protein of 138 amino acids. The record is from RefSeq and is a predicted model, not a curated record.
AUGUGGUUGGUAGGCUACACGGGUUUCAGCAAGAUGGCUGCAGUUCUUCGAGCAAAUCAGGAGUGCGGGCUGUAAGCCAGCGGUCCACAUCACUACAGCAGCAGCAGCGCUUCUUGCCGUCCGUCAGGGUGUAUGUGAGCCGCCGCCAGUGGACCGAGCGGGUCACUUCUGACAAGUGAGAUGGUGAGAGGGGGGAGGGAAUGAGGCCAUGGGCUGCACCUCGGCUAAGCAGGUGUCGGCUGUGCCCAACGAAGAAGAGGGCCGGGGCAAAGCCUACAGCAACGGAGACCUCUUCACUGAUGAAUAUAAGAUGAAGGGAGUGGAGGAGGUGAAAUACAUGCGUGGAGAAGAAGACAGAGUAAAUGCACGCAACCAGGAGAACCUGGCAGAGGAGCUGGUUCUGGCCCAAGCUUUAAAAGCCGACAGGGCCUCUGCACCGGAGGGCCACCAGGAGAAGAGCUCGAUGCAGCAAAGGACCAAACAGCACAAAGAGGUGCCUGGGCCCAGCGCCAACAAGACGAACAUACAUACGUCAGAGAGUCAGCAGGAGUUCUUCAGAAUGCUGGAUGAGAAGAUUGAGAAGGGGCGGGACUACAGCUCGGAGGAGGAGGAUGAUGUGACAUAGCAGAGAGGCGCCAGAUCUUGCCAGAGAUGGAAAUAGAGAGAGUGUGAACUCAAAAAUCAGUGUUUCCUAUGUCAGUAACACUCUGUCAGUCUGAGAGCGAGUGUGCGUGCGAGUGCGUGAGAGCGUGUGCUUGUGAGAGCGAGAGAAUGCAGGACUUUUCCUCAUAGGCUGUGGCACCCUUGACCCCUUCUCCUCUCUUGGGGUUGCCUUGUUUGGAGAUCUAGAUGGUUUGGGGUGAGGAAAGAACAGUUUGAUUGAUGUAUUAUCAACACAGACUCACUCUGACGUGAAAUGAGGACCCCCUUCCCCCUCCGCUCCUGUCCUCCUACAGCCAGCAUUGAAACGGCCCCCUUCGUCCUCCUGGCUGUGACAGAGCCAUCUGAGAUUAUGUUGAGGAAGGCAAGAUGAAAGGAUAUGGAGAGAAGAAAGACGACAUACCCCUCCCAGUCUUCGUUUUAAGUGGCAGGCCAGAGAAAAAAACUGACAUAUGGAGGAACCAGAAGAGAGCUUACAAACAUCCUCUGGAGAUAACGGGGAGUGAAUGUAAAGAUGGAGUGUUGUGGGUUUUUGGGGGGGAAAAAUUAUUGAACAUGAGAGAUAUUUUAUUAAGAGCAACUAUAUGAACGAACUGGCAGAUUAUUUGAUAUUUUGAUAAGAGCGUCGUGGCAAGUCUGGACUCCUGCCUUUUGAAGGACCUUUUUUAAUUUGUCGAGACUGAUUUGUUUGUUCCAUAAAUGUUUUUUCCCUUUUUUUUUUUGCUUAUUGCAUAAAUCAGACCUCUUCAAGCUUGUGCUGUAAAGGACAGGCCUGUACAGUGACCCCAUAACACACACACACACACGCACGCACACAUACAUGCAUAGAGAAAGCCUUAAAGCUAAAAUAAUCACCACACCCUCUUUCAACACACAAGUCCACACUUUCAUUUUGUAUAUCCUGCUGUUAUUUGUAAAGUUCUCAGAAAAUAGACGGAAAUACAGCCAGACUAGUUACCCACACACAUCCAAAUAUAUCCCUUACAGCCACCUGCACACUGGCAGCAUUUAACUUAAAGAUCCGUAUUGACCGUUUGUGCUGCCCUUUAGUACAGGUAACGGACUGUGAUGAGACUAUGGCAGAGAAAUUAGGUUGUCUUUUUUGUGUGUGUGUGUUGUGUGUUUCGAGGGCUGUAUUUGUGUUCAUCUGUGUCAGAGAACGGGUCUGACUGUGUUAAUCGUUGUCAAAGGGAUGAGGUGUUUGUCGUAGGCCUGUAUGUGUUUAGCUAGUGUUUACCUCGGUUUCUCACCCGGUCUUUCUCACUCAGUAGUAU